AUGGAUCUUGAACUGGGACUUCAAAACGAAACUGUCGUUGUAACAGGUGCAGGAGGGCAGAUCGGUAAAGUCAUCGUUGAUGCUUUCUUGAGCGCUGGUUGCUUUGUGGGAGCUUUUGACAUCGACGAGUCUAAAUUCUCCAAGCAGCAUCCUAAUCUGUUCUGGGUCGCGGUCGACACAACUGAUGAGAAGGCCAUGGGCUUAGCCUGGGAGAGUGUCGAGGAACGGUUCAAUUCAACUCCCACACUUUGCGUCUGUGCGGCUGCCCUUGAUCUCAGCUUCAUUCAUCACCACUCGUCUAUUAUUGGCAUGCCCACUAGCCAGUUCCGCAGGACGCUUGAGGUGAACACCGUCGGAACCUUUAUAACGGCAAAGCUAUGGCUUGAGCAUGUGGACAGAAUGAGCAAAGCUGACGAGAAGAUGGCAAACGUUGCAAAUGGAUCAAACGGAGCAAACGGAGCAAACGGAGCAAACGGAGCAAACGGAGCAAACGGAGCAAACGGAGCAAACGGCACUGGUGCAGCUGGAGCCCAGUCGCAUACCGAGAAAAGGAAGAAUAUCUCAUUAAUCAUACUCGGCUCUGAAGCUGGCGAUUUAGGCGUCGCCGGCAAUCCAGAUUAUGCGGCAAGCAAGUCUGCUGUUCAAUACGGGCUCGUCCUGUCCCUGGCCCCGGAUGCCGCGCGCAUUCAUCCAUCGGCUAGAGUCAACUCCAUCUGUCCAGGCGCUGUAGACACGAGGCGCUUCCGUGAGGAAUGUGCCGAAGAUGCGCCUGGGAAGCUCAAGUGGAUCGAGGCCGAGUCGACCGUCGCCCAGAAGAAGGCAGUUGAUGUGGAAGGAAUCGCCAAGAUGUGUCUAAUACUGGCCAGUGAAAUAUGGUCCCCAUCGACCACUGGGCAGAUUAUACGACUGAAUGGCGGCAAGAGUGGGAGGUUGUUUUGGGACGAGGUUGGAAAUGCGCUUUGGUAG
This is a messenger RNA of Clonostachys byssicola, 966 nucleotides long. NCBI's taxonomy places the organism in Eukaryota, Fungi, Ascomycota, Sordariomycetes, Hypocreales, Bionectriaceae. The record is from the annotation of a GenBank genome assembly.